Messenger RNA from Paramecium tetraurelia, 882 nucleotides. RefSeq lists its product as uncharacterized. Gene Ontology annotation, biological process: dephosphorylation; negative regulation of MAPK cascade. The transcript has 3 exons. Gene Ontology annotation, cellular component: cytoplasm. Lineage: Eukaryota; Ciliophora; Oligohymenophorea; Peniculida; Parameciidae. Gene Ontology annotation, molecular function: protein tyrosine/threonine phosphatase activity; MAP kinase tyrosine/serine/threonine phosphatase activity. The record is from RefSeq and is a predicted model, not a curated record.
AUGAAUUCGUCUUAAGUUUAUCAUAUAAUCAGCGACAAAUUUCAUUCCCUUUAUAUGUCGAACAUUCACGCGGCUGAUCAACUGAAUCUGCUUCGAUCCAGGAAUCUGAGGACUAUUAUUUGUGUAGACAAGAGUCCUUCCAAACAUUAUACUGAUUUUGCACGAUACUAUUAAGUCUUUUUGCAAGACAAUAAAUCCACAUAGUAACUUUAAAAUAUUUGCGAAUUAAUCUAGAAUGGAUUGAAAUUAUCGUCGAUUCUUGUAGUCUGCAAUAACGGGUUGUAAGGAGCACCCACCAUAAUAAUUGCUUAUCUCAUUAGUCGAGGCUGGAAUUACGAAAAAGCCUUUUAUUAUGUCAAAGAAAAACAUAAUCUCAUAAAUCCAAGUCUGCAAUCGAAAAAACAAUUGAUUGAGUUUUAUGGUUCAGUCUCUAAUUAGUAACCUAAGGAGGAUGAAUUUACUCGAUUUACUUAGGUUCUAAAAGAGAUGUGGGACAAGUAAGACUAUUUUGAAAGUUCCCCUUGCUUCGAUCCGCUUACUGACUCUUUUCAAGAUGACGGCACCAAAACACCUGGUUUCAUAUCUCCCACUAACGUGCUUAAAAUGCGCAACUCAAUUAGGAAACCAGCAUCUCGCAAAAGCAGUAUGAUCAGGAGCACUUCUCGUAAUCAAAAGAGCGAUACGAAUAUGAAUUACUCAUUUCAUUUUGAUGAAAUUAAAGAAUUAAAUCAAGAAUAAAAAUAGGAAAUGUUGUCUCCAACGUUUUUGCAAGUCCAAGAAAUCUCCGAAGAGGAGGAAGAAGAAUUAGUUAGAUUAAGACAUAGAAGACAUCGAAGAAAUAUAACUAGAAAUAAAAGCGCUAAUCAAAAAAUAUUUGAUUGA